Ramularia collo-cygni is the source of this 207-nucleotide messenger RNA. RefSeq lists its product as uncharacterized. The transcript is spliced from 4 exons. The record is from RefSeq and is a predicted model, not a curated record. The coding region runs from base 1 to 207 and encodes 68 amino acids. NCBI's taxonomy places the organism in Eukaryota, Fungi, Ascomycota, Dothideomycetes, Mycosphaerellales, Mycosphaerellaceae.
AUGAUGAGACUUGUCUUUGAGAAUCCUUCCGUCUUCAACGAGCACAACAAAGAUGUCGCAAAGAUCCUCGAAGAGCAUGGCCAUUCUAUAGAACGCAUCAUGACGCUCAAGACAUUCCCACCAAUUUACGUAUUGCCCGAGAAUAUGCCUCAGGAGGGUCUUGAUAGCUUGAAAGCCAUCGAGGGUGUACGUUUGAUGGAGACAUGA